Messenger RNA from Cercospora beticola, 3628 nucleotides. It is a transcript of the gene PRP6, whose product is annotated as U4/U6-U5 snRNP complex subunit PRP6. Gene Ontology annotation, biological process: mRNA splicing, via spliceosome; spliceosomal tri-snRNP complex assembly. Gene Ontology annotation, molecular function: protein binding. NCBI's taxonomy places the organism in Eukaryota, Fungi, Ascomycota, Dothideomycetes, Mycosphaerellales, Mycosphaerellaceae. The record is from RefSeq and is a predicted model, not a curated record. Gene Ontology annotation, cellular component: U4/U6 x U5 tri-snRNP complex; catalytic step 2 spliceosome.
AUGUCUGGCCGCAAAGACUUCCUGUCGCAGGCCGCGCCAGAGAACUAUGUCGCUGGUCUGGGACGUGGUGCGACAGGCUUCACCACUCGAUCCGAUCUUGGUCCCGCACGUGAAGGCCCUAGCGAAGAACAGAUCAAGGAGGCACUUGCCAAACGCGCCGCGCAACUCGGCACCGCCGCCCCUACUGCAUAUGGGGUGAAGGGUAAAAAGGACGACGAGGAAGACGAGGACCGUUACCAGGAUGCCGAGAACGAGGAAGGUCUUUUCGCCAGCGGCAACUACGAUCGUGAGGACGACGAGGCAGAUCGCAUUUACCAAGAUGUCGAUGAUCGCAUGCAGAAGCGUCGCAAAAUUUCAAGGGAAGACCGCGAACGCAAAGAACGCGAAGACUACGAAGCGAAGAAUCCGAAAAUCUCCCAACAGUUUGCCGAUCUCAAACGCGCCCUUGGAACUGUCAGCGAUGAGGAGUGGGCUGAGAUACCAGAGGUGGGCGAUCUGACGGGAAAGAAUAGGAGGAGCAAGCAGAACUUGAGACAGAGAUUCUAUGCUGUGCCGGAUAGUGUGCUUGCGGGGGCGCGAGACGCUGGACAGUUGGGCGCAGAGAUUCAAGACGAUGGAAUGGCAACGGAGGCUGAUGGAGCGGCGGCCGGAUCGAGUGAACAGGCGGACGGGACAAUGACCAAUUUCGCGGACAUCGGUGCUGCGCGUGACAAAGUGCUCAAAGCUCGUUUGGACAAGGCGGCAGGUGCAGAGACCUCGCUGGCAUCCGGCACGAGUACCAACAUCGAUCCCAAAGGAUAUAUGACUGCCUUGACGAAUUCCGAGCUCAAGGCGGGUGAAAUCCCAGUGGGAGACAUCAGGCGUGCUCGAGUCCUUCUGGAGUCCGUUAUCAAGACGAACCCCAAGCAUGGACCAGGUUGGAUCGCUGCGGCACGUUUGGAGGAGUAUGCAGGCAAGAUCGUGGCUGCGAGGAACGUAAUCCGGCGAGGCUGUGAGAUGUGCCCGAAAAGCGAGGCAGUGUGGCUGGAGAGCAUUCGUCUGAACGACAACGCCAACGCAAAGAUCAUUGCUGCUAAAGCCAUCGAGAACAAUGAUAGAUCUGUGCAGCUUUGGCUCGAAGCUUCAAAUCUGGAACAGCUCCCAGCUGCUAAGAAGCGAGUCCUUCGAAAAGCACUGGAUCAUAUUCCACAAUCGGUCGCCAUCUGGAAACAGGCAGUGAAUUUGGAAGAGGAUCCAGCUGAUGCCAAACUGCUCCUUGCUAAAGCCACAGAGAUCAUCCCACUUUCCGUGGAGCUAUGGCUUGCACUCGCUCGUCUCGAGACGCCAGAACAGGCACAAGUCGUGCUCAACAAAGCACGCAAGGCUGUACCGGCCAGCUAUGAAAUCUGGAUCGCGGCUGCGCGUUUACAAGAGCAGACUGGACAGCAUGCCAUGGUGUUAAAAGUCAUGGAGCGCGCGAUCAAGAGUCUGCAGAAGGAGUCCGCUAUGCUUAAGCGUGAGCAGUGGAUCGAGCAAGCGGAGAUUUGCGAAGAGGAAGGCGCUCCUCUUACGUGUCAAGCAAUCAUCAUGAAUACCAUUGGCUGGUCACUCGAUCCAGACGAUGAUCGCAAGCAAAUCUGGCUCGAUGAUGCCAAAUCGUCAACGAAUAGGGGCCGUUACGAGACUGCUAGAGCCAUUUACAACAUCACGCGGAAGGAAUUUUACAACAAAAAGAGCGUUUGGCUCGCUGCUGCCGACCUGGAGCGAUCACAUGGUACCAAAGAACAGCUGUGGGCUCUACUGGAAGAAGCAGUCAAGUCAAUACCGAACUCUUCCGAAUUGUGGAUGCAGCUCGCCCGAGAAAAAUGGGUUGCUGGCGAUGUCGAAGGAGCUCGUCAUACACUGGGAGAGGCAUUCUCCAAGAAUCCUGAGGAUGAGGACAUCUAUCUGGCUGCUGUCAAGCUCGAGGCUGACAAUGGUCAAGAAGAUCGCGCUCGAUUACUUCUCACACAGGCGCGACAAGAAGCUCGCACGGAUCGUGUCUUCGUCCGCAGUGUUGCGUUUGAGCGUCAAACAGGAAACAACGAUCGUGCUUUGGAGCUUGUCAUCGAAGGGCUUGAUGCGUUCCCGAAGAACGACAAGUUGUGGAUGAUGAAGGGCCAAAUCUACGAGGCGAAGAACAAUCUGCCGCAAGCACGAGAGGCAUAUCGCAACGGCACUGAUCGAUGUCCAAAGUCAGUGCCGCUAUGGCUUCUCUGGUCACGACUGGAAGAGAAGAUGGGCGUCACAGUCAAAGCCCGUUCAGUCCUCGAUCGUGCACGGAAGUUCGUGCCCGCCAAUCCUCAACUCUGGACUGAGUCGAUCCGCCUCGAAAUUCGAGCAGCAAAGAAAGCGAAUACUGCCAAUGCCACGACGAGUAACCCUGCCGCAAGCCAAAAGAUGGCUCAGGCUUUGCAAGAAUGCCCCAAAUCUGGCCUGGUAUGGGCAGAACGCAUCUGGAACCUGGAAGCUCGCACGCAACGCAAACCUCGCAUCCUCGAGGCCAUCCAAAAGGUGGAGAACGAUCCUAUCUUGUUCGUCACAGCGGCUCGCAUCUUCUGGUCUGAGCGCAAGCUGGACAAAGCGGAUACGUGGUUUCAGAAGGCUGUGACGUUAGACCCCGAUUACGGUGACAGUUGGGCGUGGUGGUAUAAAUUUCUGCUGCAGCAUGGAACGGAGGAGAAGGUCAGACAGAUUGUGGCAAGUUGUGUGGACAAUGAGCCUAAGCACGGGGAGAAAUGGGCUGCUGUGAGGAAGAAGCCGGAGAAUGCGAGAUUAGGGAUUGAAGAGAUUCUCAAGUUGGUGGCGAGAGAAGUCGAGUGAGAAGUCUGCCUCAGGAAGUGUCCUCGAGCACCUAGAAGCGACUUGGAAGCGCAUACCAGCCAAUUCGAACAGUUUGACCUGCAUACUGACUCACCAGCCUUUCCAAACUGACCAGCGAUGUCGUUGCGCGAGAUACAUAUAUGGUGAAGGCAUCGUCGAUCAACAUUCAUACAUCAAUAUAUACCAGCCGAGGCAGCAUAGCCACGUGCACGGCUUAAUCCGACAAAAAGCAUCUAUAUCCAAACAUUGACCUAAGACAUACAUCCGCAACAGAAGAACACAUAGCACAGUAACAGGAUCCUCCACGGAAGCCAACGUACAAUUCGAAACAUGAUUGGGCCAAACACAAUGGCACGUUUCGAAGUUCCAGAGCCUGAAUCGAUGCAGCACGGCACAGUGAUCUAGAACAGUAGCUUCUACUUGGCAAGAAGUCUAUGCAAGCUGCGCAAGAUUCCAUGGCUGACGCCUCAACUUGGCAGAUGAGGUCAAAAAGAAAGCGGCGCCCGGCAUGUUGUUUCGUCCUAUUUGAGUGGUGCUGCUGUCGUAAUAUAGUCUCAUCUUUUCGGCACGAAGUGUCAAAAUGCAGAUCAAGACACUGUUAGCCUUCGGCUUCUUCUCCAGCCUUGCUGCUGCACAAGGACCUACAUAGUAUGCGCGCUCCCGUCAAUCCGAUGGGAGGUCGUAUUAUGAUUUAACAACCAUCAAUAGCACCCUCCAACUCUUCGACGAAAGGCGAUGCGGAGAAUAUGUCUACCAACUCGGCGUACCCGCUUCCAACCGACAGUGC